CUUAAAACAAAGUUUAAUAACUUGAUUUAUUUUGGUUUUCAUAAUACAUCAUACGAUGUAUGUUUUCGUGUCGUUGCUUCUAUGCAUGGGAUCAUUUAUCAAUGGUGGUCUUACGUCGGGGUUGAAAGAAGACGCCAACACGACGAUUACGAGGUCCUGUAAUGAUAAGGAGAGGCAAGCACUGCUAGGUUUUAAAGCAAACCUAGUAGACAUCAACAAAGGAAAGAAGGAUUGUUGUCAAUGGAAGGGUAUCAGUUGUGACAGCCAGACUGGUCAUGUGACUGAAGUUGAUCUUUCUACCUAUUCUAGUGGCCUGUCUGGUAAUACUAGUCAUUUUUUAUCAUUAUUACAUCAGUUACAGUACCUUGAUUUAACUGGAACUGAUUUUCAGUUCAAUCAUAUACCAAAUUCUUUGAGUUCCCUUUCCAACUUACAACAUUUGAAAAUAUCUGCUGCUAAUCUUUCCAACUUGGUCCUCCUUGAUCUUAGUAAUAAUUCUUUGAGCGGGCCGAUUCCUCAUCAACUUGCUAAUCUUUCCAUGUUGGAUGAACUUGAUCUUAGUAAUAACCUUUUGAGUGGACAGAUUCCCGCUUCCUUUGGAGAUUUGACUUCUCUUGACCUUCUAGACCUCUCGGGAAAUCGAUUAGAAGGUGUCAUUCCAAAAUCUUUUGGAAAUUGGUCGUCUCUAGUUGAAUUGGAUUUGUCAAGAAACCUCCUUAAUGGGCCGGUGCCAAACUUUGUCGGAUGUUCAUCCAUAAAAAAGUCAAGUUCAAAUAGUAAUUCUCUAUACAAUAGACGACCUUUUGAAUCUGCGUAUGGUACUAAUUUCCCCGGAUGUCUAUCCCUGAGUAAGUUAGACCUCUCUAGUAAUAGGUUAACUGGAAAUUUACCGAAUAGUGUGGGCGAACUAUUAAAUCUUGAACAUCUCGAUGUUUCUAACAAUUCCUUUAAAGGUAUAAUCUCCGAUAUUCAUUUGCUGAACCUCACCCUACUUACCUAUCUGGACCUGUCUUUCAAUUCUUUCGCACUAAACUUAAGUUCGCAAAUGAAUUUCCAGUUAAACGCUAUAAAGAUGCAAUCAUGCAAGUUGGGGCCUAGUUUUCCCGUGUGGAUUCAAACUCAAACAAACUUUGCAUAUCUUGAUAUAUCUAGUGCUGGAAUAUCAGAUCGUGUCCCUGGAUGGUUCUGGAACCUACCACGUGGGUUGAGAUUUCUCAACAUUUCUUCAAAUGAAAUAAAAGGUAUGCUACCAAAUAUGACAACGGUCUUUGAACGCUAUCCUGGAAUGGAUUUAAGUUACAACCAAUUGGAAGGUACAAUACCAUUGUUACCUUCUAAACUGGCAGCACUAAACCUCUCUGGAAACAGGUUCUCAGGAACACUUUCUUUCUUGUGUCAAAUUGACACGGCUUUGACUUUCCUUGACCUCUCCAACAAUUUAUUAUCAGGGAGUCUGCCAGAAUGUUUGCAGAAAUUCCAUGAGAAGCUUGUGGUUCUUAACUUAUCAAACAACAGUUUGUCCGGAGAAAUUCCUUCUUUUUUGGGAGCCCUAUCUAAGCUUCAGGCAUUGUAUUUGCGUAGAAACGACUUUGUUGGUGAAAUACCAAAGUCGUUGAGCAAUUGCACAAAGCUAAGGUUUGUGGAUCUUGGGGAAAAUAAGUUGUCUGGUAACAUACCAUCAUGGAUAGGAGAAACACUUUCAAAGUUGUAUGUUCUUGUUUUACGCUCUAAUAGAUUCAAUGGUAGCUUACCAUCCCGAAUAUGUUCUCUAACUAAUCUCCGGUUCCUUGAUCUAGCUAAUAAUGCGUUGCUAGGAAACAUUCCUAAGUGCUUUGGUAACUUCACGGCUAUGGCUACUAGACGAGUUCAAGAUGAUAUUAUCAGUCAUUAUUACUCCUCUUAUGUAUCAACUCUCCCUGGAACCAAACCACAACAUGACUAUACAACGUAUUAUGCUUUGAACAGAACUGGCGACGUUUUAUGUUCAAGACGAGGAGGACGCUAUUCCAUUUGUGGUUCGAAUGAAUCGGCCCUUUUCAUUGACAAUGCACUAGUUGCAUGGAAGGGAAAACAACGUGAAUUUGGAAGAGGUCUUUACCUACUGAGGAGCAUCGAUAUUUCAAGCAACAAGUUAUAUGGAGAACUUCCCUCAGAGAUCACUAAUCUUCUAGAGCUAGUCUCUUUAAAUUUUUCCGACAACAGACUGCACGGGGAAGUUCCGAAGCAUAUUGGUCGGUUGAGAUCUCUUGAUUCUCUUGACUUGUCAAGAAAUGAGUUUUCUGGAAAUAUUCCCACGAGUUUGACACAGAUAACACGAAUAAGUUAUCUUAACCUCUCCUACAAUAACUUGUCCGGAAGAAUACCAACUGGAACUCAACUCCAAAGCUUCAGUUAUACAUCCUUCAUUGGUAACCCUCAACUUUGUGGACCUCCACUUACACAAAGAUGUGGGCGUUUAUCUCCACCUCCUACUGUUGUUGGAAAGGAAGAUGGAGAGGGUUUCUGGGAUUCAUAUUACAUAGGUAUGGCUGCUGGAUUUGCUGUUGGAUUUUUGGGAAUUUGUGGUGCUUUAUUCUUCAACUGCUGGUGUAGAUAUUUCCUUUUUGCUAGCUUAAAUAACGUGAAGGAUUGGAUAUAUGUAACAUCAGUUGUGCAUUUUCGGAGACUUCAUCGGAAAUUUAGACGGUAAAUGUUACAUAAUCUUUGUGCAACUGUUUCCUAUAGUUUAAGUAGGAAUUUUUAUUAUUAUUAUUGUUCUGUAGAAACCAUACAUGGCCAUGGAUGAUCAUUGCCAUUGCCAUUGUGUUUAUAAACUUUUGUAAACAGGUUACUUUGUGUUGUAUAAAAAGUUUAUAAUUGCCAAUUCAUUAACUCAAUGGUAGUGAGG
Messenger RNA from Helianthus annuus (common sunflower), 2887 nucleotides. Its product is annotated as receptor-like protein EIX1. The transcript has a single exon. The record is from RefSeq and is a predicted model, not a curated record. Bases 56 to 2689 code for a protein of 877 amino acids. Gene Ontology annotation, molecular function: protein binding. Lineage: Eukaryota; Viridiplantae; Streptophyta; Magnoliopsida; Asterales; Asteraceae.